Molecule: messenger RNA, 1299 nt
Organism: Candidula unifasciata
Lineage: Eukaryota; Metazoa; Mollusca; Gastropoda; Stylommatophora; Geomitridae
Source: the annotation of a GenBank genome assembly
AUGAGUUUUCUUAUUAAAACAGCCAAGACUCUGAGGAAUCAUUGGAAAAAGUCAACUUUUUUUUUCUGUGUUGCCGUCUAUGGUGCCAAGUAUGCAAACGAUCGCCACAAUGAUAACCUUUUGAGGAGACAAUAUUGUGAGGAAGCAAAGAAAUAUGGAGAAGAGAAAAUCCAGCUUGGUCACAGACCAAGGAGGGUGACAGUGUUCUUAAACCCAGCAGCUCAUGGAGGGAAGGCAAGAAAAUUGUUUGAGAAAACAGCUGCCCCAAUUCUCUACCUUGCAGGAAUAGAAGUCAAUGUGGUGUCAACAGAGUAUGAAGGACAGGUGAAGAGUUUUAUGUCAGUCUUAGACACUACAGAUACUGAUGCUGUUGUUGUUGCUGGUGGCAAUGGGACAGUUCUAGAGGCUGUAACUGGCUUCCUGAGAAAAGAAGACAGGAGUUUUAGUGAGAACAUUCCUCUUGGUGUCAUCCCCCUUGGCAGCUCAAAUCUCAUCUUCAGAAUUUUGUUCGGACUGGAUUUGAAGGAAGUUCGAGCAUUAGCAGAAUCUGCCAUUGCUGUAGUCAGGGCUGUAACACAGAAAGUUGAUGUCAUUAAGCUGGACGGAGGUGAAAGUAAAACCAUUUAUGCCAUGACUGGGUUGGAAGCUGGAGCUUACAGGGAUGCAGAAGAAAGGAAAACAAAGUACUGGUAUUUUGGCCCACUGAAGUCUCGCUGGACAUACCUACGUACAGCCAUGAAAGAGUGGCCUCCAGUAUUCAAGGCAACAAUCUCAUACAUUGAGGCAACAGAAGAAAACAUGAGCAGCAGUGACAGUUCUGAAGCCUUGAAAUCAAAUAAAUAUAGCCUGGGUUGGAGUUUUGUCAGUCUUCUGUUUGGAAAGAAACAGAAUGAGAUCAAAGAUGCUGAUAGGAAAGCAAAACAGUUAGCACAAGAUCAAGAAGAUGAGAAAAACAGAAUCACCAAAGACAUUUCCACAGUGGAACUGACAGUAACAACCACCAGUCUAGCAAGCAAUACAUCACCUGUGAAAGCUCUUCAAGUAAGUCUGGGACCCAGUGAGCCUACAAAGACACAGUUGAUAAAUGAAGGAUGGAGAAGAAUUAAAAAGUCUGGCUUUGAAAUGGGUUCAGCAGAAGAUGAGAGAUUAGUUGUCAAGAAAGUACACAUUGAACCUAAAGAAGAGGGUCAGUGGUAUAACAUUGAUGGGGAAUCAUUUGAGGCCAUGCCGGUGGAGAUUUCACUGUUGCGGAACAAGCUGAAUUUCUUUUGUCCACAAAACACCAACAGUGACAGAUAA